Mytilus californianus (California mussel) is the source of this 657-nucleotide messenger RNA. RefSeq names its product NADH dehydrogenase [ubiquinone] 1 beta subcomplex subunit 10-like. The record is from RefSeq and is a predicted model, not a curated record. The transcript is spliced from 4 exons. Lineage: Eukaryota; Metazoa; Mollusca; Bivalvia; Mytilida; Mytilidae. The coding region runs from base 84 to 551 and encodes 155 amino acids.
UGUCGUAAACAAAAAGGUAAACGGUGAAGGUCAUUUAUGAAGGAUCCCAAUUUUGUGGAUGAACUGCAUUGACGGCGUUGGAAAUGGCUAAUAAUGAGGAAAGGACCCCAAAAGGGGUAGAAAAGGGACUUGUAGCAAUGUACAAAGUUCUUGAUGGCCCUACAUCUUGGGUUAAGGAAACAUUUGUACAGCCAUUCCAGAAAAAAUACCCAUACUAUCACAGAAGAUUUAACCGAGUACCAACAAUUGAUCAAUGUGAUGUAAAUGAAGCAGCAUGUAUAUAUGAAGCACAGGAACAGUGGAAAAGAGACAAAAUGGUGGACAGUAAAAUUGUAAGAAUAUUGAAAGAUCGGUAUAUAGAUUGUAAUUACUAUGAGGGAGAAGAUGCACCUGUAAAGUGUGCAUCCAUAGCAGCAGUGAGUGAAGAGGCAGCCACAAACUGGUUUAUAAAAUAUGGUGAUUUAGGAUAUAAUUCUACAGUUGUUGAAGCUUACAUGAAACAAAAGCAUAGAAUGAUCUGGGAACGACGAAAGUCAGCUGAAGCUGUGUAGAUUGCUCUGACAGUUUCAUAUGAAUCUUUAAUAAAACAUUAGUGAAAGAAUGAUAUUUGUUUGAAAUAGUGUAUUGUGAUGGCAAAUAAAUUUAUAUUUGUGGAAA